Messenger RNA from Symbiodinium natans, 1077 nucleotides. The record is from the annotation of a GenBank genome assembly. Lineage: Eukaryota; Dinophyceae; Suessiales; Symbiodiniaceae.
AUGGCCUGCUGCCUGCUCUUGGCAGUGCUGUUCGCCUGCACUGCCGCGGAGAGGGCCUCGGGAGCCAGGACAUAUCAGAAUGAAGUCGAGGGGGGCGGAUAUGCUAGACUUCGCGUCAACACCGUGGACAAGGUGAAAGUGGAAGCCAUCUCAAGAGAGGAAGCGAUCCGGAUGCGACAGUCUGGGUACCGCUUCCAUGAGGUGGAGCAUCACCACUUCUCCGACCGAAGCUCCAAGAAUGGAAAGCUCUGGCAAGAGCUGAAGGAGGCCGCCAAGGAGAAGGUGGCCCGCGAGUUCCCGUGGGAGCAGAAGCCGCAGAACCAAUCGACCAGAACAGCGGCUGCUGGCGGACGCUCACUGAAAAGACAGGAAGCCUUCAAAAAGGAGAACACCUCGUCGAAGAUCACCAAAGACUUAGAGAAGGUGCUAUUUCCGCAGGAGCAGAUCCGGCCCCAGCGGGUCGGCGGCUUCCUGUGCGCACAGUUUGACUUGGAUCUCUUCGCGCUGUCUGGAGGCGUCUUUCCCGGCCUUCUGGGCAUAGGGCUCCUGGGCGACAUCCACUACCAGCCUGCCACGAAAUGCUUCGGUUGGACCGCGGAGCUGUACCUCAUGCUCUCCAUCGGCUUCGGCCUUUUCGGAAUGGACUUCCGGGUCGCCCUGGUGGUGAUUGCAACGCUCGUGGUGACCGAGCGUCCGCUCGCGGCGGGCGCUAAAGACCUGGUCUGGGAGCUGCCGCCCGGAUUCGACACCUCGCGCUGCCACAACAAGAAUCCCUUCUCCCUCAUCUCUUCGACCAGUCGGGAAGGAUUCAGCUUCAUCUACACGCACAUCCUCACCAACAAGUACUUGAAGCAUGCAGAGGUCGAGGUGCAGAACUAUCUGGAAAAGAACCGGGAUGACAUCGCCAACUUCAAAAAGUACUUGGACCUCAUCGAGCCACCGCGCGCUCUUCCAGCGAAGCUUGUGUCAGCCAGCCAGAGCCAAGGCCUGGCGAAGGAGGGCAUCGUGGGGAACGUGGAGGUGAGGGGAGAGUGGCUCAACGUGUCUCGGCUGGGGCUCUCGAACCCUAAGCCCUAA